Messenger RNA from Ipomoea triloba (trilobed morning glory), 1629 nucleotides. RefSeq lists its product as uncharacterized. The transcript has 3 exons. The coding region runs from base 1 to 1629 and encodes 542 amino acids. The record is from RefSeq and is a predicted model, not a curated record. Gene Ontology annotation, molecular function: nucleic acid binding; RNA-DNA hybrid ribonuclease activity. Lineage: Eukaryota; Viridiplantae; Streptophyta; Magnoliopsida; Solanales; Convolvulaceae.
AUGAAUCGGUAUUGGUGGGGACCUGGGGGUCAGAAAGGCAUUCACUGGAAGGCAUGGGAUCGACUAUGUGUUCCAAAGAAAUGUGGUGGGUUGGGAUUUAAGGAUCUGAGGGCUUUUAAUCUAGCAAUGCUAGGGAAGCAAGCCUGGCGCUUUUUAACUAGGCCUCAAUCUCUUGUCGUAAGAAUUUAUAAGGCUAGGUACUUCCCCAAAUCUUCUUUUGUUGAUGCUACCUUAGGAAGAUGCCCAAGCUUCUGCUGGAGAAGUAUUAUGGCAGCCCAUGAUCUUAUUUGUAGUGGAGUUAGGAGACGUAUUGGGGACGGAAAGUCAACUUUAAUCUGGGGUCAACCAUGGCUCCCAGAUGAUGUUAACCCAAUGAUUCAGACUGCUAUGCCACACGAACUUGAGGGUGCUUUGGUUUCUGGUCUUAUUGACCCAACAACUGGCUCAUGGGAUUACUCUAUUGUACGAGAUAUCUUUGAUGCUGCAGAAGUAGACCGCAUUAUGAAGGUCUCAGUUAGCCCUCACUAUGAGGACUCCUGGUUUUGGCUAGGAGAUCCGGGUGGUUGUUACACUGUCAAACGUGGAUAUAGGCGCAUCAUGGGAGAGCUUGACAACUCCCCGGGCACUUUUAACAAGUGGCUACAUUUAUGGAAGAUCAAAUGCCCAGCAAAAUGGAAAACUUUUAUGUGGAGAGCCCUCUCAAAUGUCCUACCCACUACUACCAACUUGCUUAUAAAGAGAGUAGAUGUUGACCCACCAUGCCCUAUGUGUGGCAUCAUGCAUGAAACCAUUAUGCAUUCACUCCUCUUAUGUGAUUAUUCAAGUCUUGUUUCGCAUGAAUCUACAUUACAUGUCCCUAGUGUGAAUUGGGAUGACUUUGGGGCAUGGUUUGGCAAUGCAAUCACCGUGCUAACAGAAUAUGAUAUUAUGCUUGUUGUAGCAGUUCUAUACCAAAUCUGGAGAUCAAGAAACAAGGCUGUAUGGGAGAGGUGGCUGCCACGACCGAAAUCUGUGUGGAAUACUACCCAGGCAGCGACGUCAGCCUGGCGGUCGGUUCACACGAACAAUCCCAGCCAACGCCAACCGUCGAUCUCGGUGAUGCCGGCAGCUUCUGCGCAUUUUCAUUGCUGCUUCGACGCUGGCUUCCGAGCCCAAUCCAGGGAAGGAGCGGUUGGAGCAGUUUUGUAUGCGCCAAAUGGAAAUUUUACAGCGGCUUUCAAUGGUACCCUUCCCACAUGUUAUUCGCCCCUCAUGGCAGAAGCUUUGGCUUGCAAGGACGUUCUUUCUUGGUUAAAAGGUGUUGGUCCCAAGGGGAUGGGCUGCUCGUGUCUUGCUGGGGUCUUUUGGGUUUACCAGACUCAGGUAGUCGUCUGUGAUGUGAAAGAAUUGAUAAUUCCUGAAGGCCUCCCCAACAAAUUCACCUUCAAUUACUCCAUCUUUCCACCAUUGGACACAUUCUUCUGGAGUCAUGUUGCUGUGAAGAGAUAUCCCAACGUACUUCAGAAGAUUGAAUAUCUGAUGAACAAGGCUUUGCUCGGUGUCCUCUCUAUUUCCGAACUUGAAGGUCCAGUGGUUAAUGGUUCACUGGCUGCCCUUUUCUUGCUUGUGGAUGUCCCUCUUGGCCCUUGA